Messenger RNA from Liolophura sinensis, 4693 nucleotides. RefSeq names its product histone-lysine N-methyltransferase NSD2-like. Gene Ontology annotation, molecular function: histone methyltransferase activity; protein binding. The record is from RefSeq and is a predicted model, not a curated record. The transcript has 19 exons. Gene Ontology annotation, cellular component: nucleus. The coding region runs from base 84 to 4685 and encodes 1533 amino acids. NCBI's taxonomy places the organism in Eukaryota, Metazoa, Mollusca, Polyplacophora, Chitonida, Chitonidae.
ACAGAAAGGAAGCUGUGCGGAAGAAAAGCGGGCCAAGACUCUACUGGACAAUUCUACUUGCUUUACCGGACAUUGUUUAAACAAUGGAUGCCGAGUCACCUUCACAGGGCUCGGACAAUGGCGAUGCUGACCCCCCCAAACCAGCAACCGGUCCUAAAGUGACACCUGGCUUCCGACACCACUUACCUCAGAUACCUAUGAUGAAUGUGGGCCACAAGAUCGCUCAAAGCAAGGCUAGUGCCAAGCAGGAUGUGAACAGAGCAUUGUCAGACAACCAAUCGUCAGAAACUACAAAACUCCACAUUGAGGGUACAGGCAAGAUUGUGGAGAUAAGUGGCUCUGGGAGACAAGAGGAAAUUUUUACUCCUCCUGAAACCGAGUCCAGUUCUAACUCCUCCCCGGGAGAUGCUAAACCGCAGGCCAAAAAUGGCAGCACAAAAGACAAAUAUGGUGACAUGACGGGAACUCCCAUCAAGCUUCGUAUACGACGGGCCAAUCGUGACGGCGAACUGGACCUAAGUUCAUGCGUAGAUGAGGCGCCACAAAACAAUAGCGUUGUGGAUAAUAGUUUUAGUGAAUCGGGAGCUUGUGAUUUGAACACGGACUCCCCAGGACAGUUGAACAUCAGUUCAAGCACACCAGGUGCACAUAGACGAAGAGGAAAGUCGAAAAAGGGGCGUUAUAGAGGCAGUGCUGUAGGAUGUCCUGCAGUAACCACACUCCUUAAACCCAAAACUAGUGACAAAUCCCCAAAGUGGGUUGUUGGUGACUUGGUGUGGUCUAAAGUGACGGGUCACCCCUGGUGGCCCUGUAUGAUCUCUCCCGACCCAUUUGAAGGCAUCUACACCAAACUCAGGCAAGGAAAAAAUCUAUCUUACCGACUGUACCAUGUGCAAUUUUUUGGGAAUGAGGGUGAAAGAGGCUGGGUGACUGAAACAGGUACUUUGCCUUUUGAAGGGAAACGACAGCUCGAGGACUAUUUCAAAGCCAUGCAGAUGAGAGUAACACACAAACAGAGAGCGCAGUAUAAACUGGAUGUUAGUGCCAGAAGGCGACAUGCUUGGGAGAUAGCUUACAAGAAUGCAGAAGAGGCACUCCCGUUGUCAAAUUCUGAACGAAAACAGAAAUACACCUACGUGUAUGAAUUAGGUCCAUCAAAAGGGAUCAGUGAUGACUUGGAGCCUACGGUGAAUAAGGCCUCUGAAGAAGACACUGGGACUGGCCGAACCAAAACUAAAGCAAAGUUAAAGAAGGCAUUGAUUACGGCACGCACCAGUCGUCUGCAGGGGAAUAGUGGUACGGGAUCUGCCACACCUACCUCAGAGGAGGGUCUGAAUGGUGAUAGUACCUCUAAGAAAGGGCGCAAACGUAAACAACCUCAGUAUGCAGAAAGUGAUAGUGAGGAUGACCAUGACGAUGAACCGUCGCCGCGAAGGAAACGGAAAAAGUUGGACACUUCGGUCUCUGGUGAUGGGGAAGGCUCUGCUAAAAAGUCACACAGGACUCAAAAGGCAGAUGGUUCGUUUGACGUGUUUUGUGAAAAGCAUCGAGACAAUGUGUUAUCUGAUCACCCUGAGUUUGAUGACAAGACUCUGACAGAGUACUUGCAGCAACAGUGGGAAAUGAUGGAUAGUAAGCAGAGAUCGCGCUACCGCUGCAAGUUUGCGGCCAGACCCGAAAGGUCCAGUGAGGAGGCAGAACAACCAAUCAAAGAUGGAAACUCGACAAAGCGUUCAGGGCGUGUCAUCAAACCCUCCCAGAAGAAACUUGAAGCAGAAGAAAUCAAAAAGCUGUCUUCUCCUGGCAAGAAAACUCCAAAUGCCUCAUCUGAGCACACCAAGGAGCGUACUGACCUGCCCCCAUCCUCCCCACAGUCAUCUGACACCCCUAAACGGCUUUCCCCAAGGGCAUCCCCUGAACCAGAGGCUUCUGAUGGGAGAAGCUCAGCAGAUCAGGCAAAGAAGUCGAAGGGAAAUGCUCAGCCCAAACCAGAAGCCAAGAAAAGAAGGCAAUCAAAGAAAACGGCACAGACUACGGAAACAGACUCUGAUUCUGGUGUGGAAACUCUGAUGGAAUCUAGCGUGCUGCCUCCGAUGGAGGAUGGGGAGGAGCGCCCCCUAGCCAUCAGCCGGUUAUCCUCGGCCUACCCCAACAAAAAGGAGAAUGUGUGCUGGAAGUGUGAAAAGGGAGACAACCUGGUGAGCUGUGAAGGGCCAUGCGGAGGAUCAUUCCACACUGAUUGUCUAGGGCUGGAACAUGCUUCCAGCUCUCCAGUGAAGUGCACAGAGUGCACCUCAGGCAUCCACAGUUGCUUCAGCUGUAAGACUAGCUCAGGUGAUAUAGAGCGAUGUGCUGCCCCACACUGCGGUCGCUUCUACCAUGAGGACUGUGUGAAAGGACUGCUAUUCACACGGACUGAAUCUAAAGGCUUUAUCUGUCCUCUGCAUGUGUGUGCUACCUGUGCCACAGACCACCCAAAAAGUAUUAAAGCUUCCAAAGGUCGCAUGUUCCGGUGUGUCCGGUGCCCAGUAGCGUAUCACGUAGGGGAUUUCUGCAUAGCAGCUGGCAGCAAACAUCUCCCAGGAUGUAACAUUAUUUGUAGUAAACAUUUCAAACCUGUCAAAAAAGGACAGGUUAAAAGAGGCCGUUCGCAUCACACCCAUGUCAAUGUUAGCUGGUGCUUUGUCUGCAAUAAUGGUGAGAGUGAGGGAGGAACUCUUUUGUGUUGUGAGUCGUGUCCAGCGGCCUUCCACGAGGAGUGUCUGCGUAUACAGAGGCCAGAAGGGAGCUGGUACUGCUCAGACUGUACCUCUGGAAAACGACCAUUGUACGGGGACAUAAUCUGGAUCAAGCUGGGAAACUAUAGGUGGUGGCCAGGGGAAAUCUGUCACCCCCGAAAUGUGCCUAAAAACAUCCAGGAGUUGAAGCACCAGGUUGGGCAGUUUCCGGUACGCUUCUUCGGCUCGGAUGAGUAUUACUGGAUCCACCAGGGCAGGGUAUUUCUUUUCCAAGAAGGGGACAAGUCUUCCAAGGAGUCAUCGGGCAAUAAGAACUUAGCUGUUGUGUUCAGGAAAGCUAUAGUGCAGGGAAUAAAGGCAUUCAGAAUCUGGAAGGCUGCCAAGGAAAAUAAAGCUCAGCAGGAUGUAGAGAAAAAUGAAAAGAAACCUGCUCCAUUCAAACUUAUAAAGGUCAAUGCGCCAUAUGGCAAUGUCCAGAUCUACAAGCCAGACCUUGCUGAGCUGCCCAGGUGUGAGUGUCGACCAGAUCAAGACAGUCCGUGUGGGCCAGACUCGGAGUGUGUCAACCGCAUGCUGAUGUAUGAAUGUCACCCAGCUGUCUGCCCCGCCGGAGAGAAAUGUAUGAACCAGAGAUUCCAGAAACGAGAGUACCCAAAAUCUACCCCCUUCAGGACAGCAGGAAGAGGGUGGGGACUCAAAACGUUGGUAGAUAUCAAAAAGGGUCAGUUUGUGAACGAGUACGUUGGUGAAUUGGUGGAUGAAGAAGAAUGCAGGAGAAGAAUUGUUAAGGCUCAUGAAGAAAACAUCACCAACUUCUACAUGCUGACAAUUGACAAGAACAGGAUAAUUGAUGCUGGCCCCAAGGGUAACCUGUCUCGAUUCAUGAACCACAGCUGUCAGCCUAACCUUGAGACUCAGAAGUGGACAAUCAACGGAGAAGUCAGGGUUGGACUGUUUGCUGCCCAGGAUAUACCAGCCGAAUCUGAGCUUACUUUCAACUACAACCUGGAUUGUUUGGGUAAUGAGAAGACAGUGUGUGCAUGUGGGGCACCAAUCUGUAGUGGAUUCCUGGGGGUCAGACCAAAGACAUCUGCAGCUGCAGCCAAUGAAAAACGCGCCAAAGAGACAAAGAAGCGAAAAAAGAAGAAACCAAAGACAGAUGUGAAGAAAGAACAUGAUGAUGACUGUUUUCGCUGUGGGGAAGGAGGAGAGCUGGUUAUGUGUGACAAAUCAGCAUGUCCCAAGGCCUAUCAUCUUCAGUGUCUAAAUUUGGCAAAGCCCCCACAUGGAAAAUGGGUGUGUCCAUGGCACCACUGUGAUGAUUGUGGCAAGCCUUCGUCACAACUCUGCUCCGAGUGUCCCAACUCCUUUUGCAAGAGCCACUUGGAUGGUAAGAUCUUCGCUACAGAGGAUGAGAAACUGAUCUGUUGGGAACAUGAAGACCUGUUGUCCAAAAUCACUGUGACAAAAGUUGACCCGUUAGGUGUGAAGGACCAUAUGGAGGCAGACCAGGCCAGUGUGAACGGGGAAUCCACAGUGACUGACUCUGAUAGCCAGAUGUCCGCAGAAGAAAGCGAGAAGUCAUCCACGGAGAAUCCAACAUCUGAACGCACAUCGCUGCCAUCUGAAAGUGCAUCCGAGAAGCAAGCAGCAGUAGGGAAGGUCAGUCGAACUGGGCGCAGGAUCAAACGACCAAGCCUUGAUGUCUUGGAAGUUAACGGACUGAAUGAUGAGAAGAAGACAAAGCAACUGAAGGGCAAAAAAAGAACUGUGAAGACUAAGGUGACAGUUGCCAACGUUUCCCAAAGUGCAGCUAAGAAAAGCAAAGAUGUACAGCAUGGGGUAGUAGAGAACCCAAACAUUGCUGCAGUCAAAGACAGGCCCAUGUUUGAUGAUAGCGAUGAGGAAGGGUUUGGAGGAUUGGUGAUAGAUAUUCCCACAGUAUAGAACCGUGA